UGUAGAACCAUGUCACACCAAAUGAUUUCCAUUAUGAUUUCACCAGAUUAUCCUUGGGAUUGUACAAGUUGAACACUCAUCAAUCUAUACAAAUUUCUUGCCGUGCCCAUUGCAGCAAAUCAGAGCUCUGUGGUCCACAUAAAAUUUGAUAAGUCUUUUGCAGCCUUUUGAUGAUAUUGGAGUAUAUCUUAUUCUCAAUUAAAGAUGGUCAGCCUUUCAAGUUUGAAUCUUUCUUCCCAUCAUUACUAGAUUUGGAAAUUUGGUUAUCCACCAUAUAAUCCAGGCAGAAAAGGGUCAGAGCUCAACAAUGGCUACUGCAAAUCAAAAGGUUGUUCCAGAUGAUCUCAGACAGCAGCUUGCUCUUGCAGUUAAAAGCAUCCAAUGGAGCUAUGCAAUUUUUUGGUCUUUUUCUGCUCAACAAUCCGGGGCGUUGGGGUGGAGUGAGGGGUACUACAAUGGUGAUAUCAAGACUAGGAAAACAGUUCAAGCUGUAGAGUUGAACUCGGAUCCUCUGGGAUUGCAGAGGAGUGAUCAGCUAAGGGAAUUGUUUGAGUCUCUUUCAUUAGGUGAAAGCACCCCACAGCCUAAGAGGCCUACAGCUGCAUUAUCCCCCGAAGAUCUCACUGACACUGAGUGGUAUUUUCUGGUGUGUAUGUCGUUUGUCUUCAAUGUCGGUCAAGGGUUGCCUGGAAGAUCGUAUGCAGAGAAUGAGACAAUCUGGCUGCGGAAUGCUCAUCUUGCAGACACGAAACUCUUUGCUCGUUCUUUGCUUGCGAAGAGUGCUUCUUUGCAGACAGUAGUGUGCUUUCCGCAUUUGGGAGGUGUGGUUGAGCUCGGAACAACCGAACUAGUUCCAGAGGAUCGGGGUCUGAUUCCGCAUAUAAAAAGUUCAUUCUUGGAGAGUUCUUCCGAUACUUUCAUCAAUCUGAGCCACGACCUCGUCUAUCAAGUGCUCGAUCACUCUAAUAUCCCCGAAAACAAUCUUGAUGAAGUGGAAGUGUAUUCUCCUGACACCAGCUCAGAUGAAUUUGCAGACAACGUUCUAAUAGAGGGAUCGUGUUUAGCAGAUGGCGCUGAUGGAGAGGACGACGCUGUCAGCAAUGGCACAAACAAUGCCACGAGCUCCAGUGACUGCGUGUCUCAGACUCAUGGGAAACUGGAUGUGAAAGUCCAAGAAUUUGAUGAAAAGAAGGCGAGUGCUGCUAAUUGUGUGCACGUCGGUCAAGAAUGCAACCAGCAGACAUUGCCUAGCUUCAACGGUGGUGGUGAUGUCCAUUACCACAAUGUGCUUUCAAGCCUUUUGAAGAGCUCCCACCAGCUGAUUCUGGGGCCUUACAGAAAUGGUAAAAGAGGAUCGAGCUUCAUCAGCUGGAAAGACAGAAAAUCGAGCCCUCGAUUGGUCCAGAGCGCAUCGCCACAGUGGCUACUAAAGAAAGUGCUCUUUGAAGUAGCUAGAAUGCAUGAAAAUGCCCAGAUUGAAUCUGCCAAAAACAAGGACAGAUGUGAUGACCGCUCUCUACAGCAAGAAGGCGAGGAAGUCGACAAAAACCAUGUCCUGUCUGAAAGGAAACGGAGAGAGAAGAUAAGCGUGAGAUUCGCCAUUCUUGGAUCAUUGGUUCCGUCUGGUGGCAAGGUUGAUAAAGUAUCAGUACUUGAUCACACAAUAGAGUAUCUGAGAGAACUGGAGAGGAAGGUGCAGGAUCUGGAAGCGUACAAGGAAGCAACGGAACGAGAAACCACACAGAGCAGGGCCCACGAUGCCAUGGAGAGGACUUCGGACAACUACGGACAUAGCAAGCUUGGAAGCAUCACAAAGCUACUCGGGAACAAGAAGAAAGCUAGUGAUGUAGAGAAAACUGCACCCGAGAAUAAGAGGACUCGGUCGACUUCAUCGACAGACAGCAUAACCAUCAGCAUCACAGACAAGGAUGUGCUGAUUGAGAUGAGAUGUUCUUGGAGGCAGUGUGUACUGAUUCAAGUUAUGGAAGCUUUGACUCAACUGAAUCUUGAAUCACAAUCUGUUCAAUCUUCCAACACUGAUGGGAUUCUCUCCCUCUCUAUCAAUGCCAAGAGCAAGGGAGUGAAAGGUGUAUCAGCUGGUGCAAUAAAACAAGCUCUUCAGAAAAUUAUCAAAAAAAAUUGAAGAUCAUGCUCUGAUUUUGAUGUGGCUCAUUUAUAUGUUGUACAGGGUUGUAUAAAUUACUAUAAUAUUUAACUUUUGCAGAUAGUUGUGUAGUGUUCUUCUCCAACUGAUGGUGUUAAUGAAGUUAAUUUUCAUUA
Salvia splendens (bonfire salvia) is the source of this 2280-nucleotide messenger RNA. RefSeq names its product transcription factor EGL1. Lineage: Eukaryota; Viridiplantae; Streptophyta; Magnoliopsida; Lamiales; Lamiaceae. The transcript is spliced from 8 exons. Gene Ontology annotation, molecular function: protein dimerization activity. Bases 308 to 2143 code for a protein of 611 amino acids. The record is from RefSeq and is a predicted model, not a curated record.